Messenger RNA from Scleropages formosus (Asian bonytongue), 4860 nucleotides. It is a transcript of the gene pde2a, whose product is annotated as phosphodiesterase 2A. Gene Ontology annotation, biological process: signal transduction. The transcript is spliced from 31 exons. Gene Ontology annotation, molecular function: protein binding; 3',5'-cyclic-nucleotide phosphodiesterase activity. The coding region runs from base 337 to 3144 and encodes 935 amino acids. Lineage: Eukaryota; Metazoa; Chordata; Actinopteri; Osteoglossiformes; Osteoglossidae. The record is from RefSeq and is a predicted model, not a curated record.
GAAAGUGAGAGAGCGCGAGGGACAAUGGGAAAGUGAGAGAGAGGGAGCGGAGCGCCCUGCCGGGAGCAAAGUCACGUUCCGCCCAUGUGGACGACAGCGAUCGCAGGCUUUGGGACCCAGCAGAAGAGGCGCUCGUGCGGGCUUUGGUCUCUCUACUCGCUGGAGAGUGGGGGGGGCAGUGAGUGGGGGGAGAGAGAGAGAGAAACAGUGUGAGAGAGAGAGAGAGAGAGAGAGAGAGAGAGAGAAGGGAAGGUGUCUCGCGCUGCAGCCUCCAGGCUCCCUUGUGCUCCUCGCUCGUCGCGCGCUGACACGGGGAAGUCCGGCGUCCGCAUCGCGAUGGGCACCAGAACGGGACAGCAGGUGUUCCUGAGAGCCGAAGAUCCGCUGUCGCACUCGGACGCCUUUCAGGAUGCUUUGCUGCGCCUCGCCUCCGUUACUGAAACCAGGAGUUUACGGAAUGUCGUUAAGGAGGUGCUGGAGACAGUUCUUCCCAAAGUCGAGAAUGUGUUCGUGUACCUGCUGGAGCCUCAGAGCGGCCACCUGCUGUGCGACGACCCGCCUCACGAGUUGCCAGCCGAGGGGAAGCUCAGGGAGGUGCUGACCCAGAAGAAGAGGGUUCAGUGCGGUGGACUGGCCCUCUCGGAACUGCACGAGAGCCAGAGGAACAGCCUGGCCGCCCCCCUGCCGCCGGAGAGGAGGGUGCUGAUCAUCCCUCUCGUGGACCGGGACCAGGCACUUGUGAUUGCGCUCAUCUUGGUCUCCUGUAAGCAGCUGAGCGAAGUGGAGGAGCAGCACCUCGGCAUCCUGGAGAAGCAUGUCGCCGUGGCUUGUAAACGAGUGCAGGCGUCUGCACAGCGGCCCCAGGGGAGCCUGUCGCCCAACCCUUCCCACAAUUCCCUGGCAAAACCAGAGAGCGCACGGACGGGCGAGACAUACAGCGAACUGGACCGCAAGAUCCUGCAGCUGUGCGGUGAACUCUACGACCUGGACGCCGCCUCCCUCCAGCUCAAAGUCAUCAAUUAUCUACAACAGGAGACCCAGUCGCUCUGCUGCUGUCUGCUGCUGGUGUCUGAGGACAACCACCAGCUCUUCUGCCAGGUGGUCGGUGACAAGGUUCUGGAAGAAGAAAUCAGCUUUUCUCUGACCUUCGGCCGCUUUGGGGAAGUAGUAGAGAAGAAGAAGUCCAUCACUCUGCAGAAUGUGAGCCCGGAGGAGCAUCGGCAGCUGAACAGCCUGCUGGGGUUCGAGGCGCAGUCCAUGCUCUGCGUCCCCGUCGUCAGCCGUGCCACCUCCCAGGUGGUCGCUCUGGCGUGCGCCUUUAACAAGAUGGGCGGUCAGAAGUACACGGAGGCCGACGAACACAAGAUACAGCACUGCUUCUGCUACACGUCGACCGUGCUGACCAGCACUCUAGCCUUCCAGAAGGAGCAGAAGCUCAAGUUUGAGUGCCAGGCCUUGCUCCAGGUGGCCAAAAACCUCUUCACACAUUUGGACGAUGUUUCGGUGCUGCUGCAGGAAAUCAUCAUUGAAGCCAGAAACCUGAGCAACGCGGAGAUAUGUUCGGUGUUCCUGCUGGACACGGUGAGCCACGAGUUGGUGGCCAAGGUGUUCGACGGCGGAGUGGUGAACGACGAUGAGAAGGAGUUCCGCAUCCCGGCAGAUCAGGGCAUCGCGGGCCACGUGGCCACCACGGGCAAGAUCCUCAACAUCAAGGACGCCUACUCGCACCCGCUCUUCUAUAGGGGCGUGGACGACAGCACGGGCUUCCGCACGCGCAACAUCCUCUGCUUCCCCAUCAAGGACGAAAAUAACGAGGUAAUCGGAGUGGCCGAACUGGUCAAUAAAACCAAUGGGCCGUGGUUCAACAGGUUCGAUGAGGACUUGGCCACCGCUUUCUCCAUAUACUGUGGCAUCAGCAUCGCUCAUUCUCUGCUGUACAAGAAGGUCCAUGAAGCCCAGUUCAGGAGUCACCUGGCCAACGAGAUGAUGAUGUACCACAUGAAGGUAUCUGAUGAGGAAGUCAGCAAGUUGCUGGCGAGCGGGAUCGAACCCGUGCGCAAGAUUCACCCGAGCUUCGCGGAGUUCACGUACACCCCGCGGUCUUUGCCGGAUGAGAGCACGCCGAUGGGAAUUCUCAGCAUGUUUGAGGACAUGGGCUUCACCAACACCUACAAGAUCAACCUGCAAACUCUGGCCAGGUUCUGUCUGAUGGUGAAGAAGGGCUACCGGGACCCUCCAUACCACAACUGGAUGCACGCCUUCUCCGUGUCCCACUUCUGCUAUCUCCUCUACAAGAACCUGGAGCUCUCCAACUACCUCGAGGACAUUGAGAUCUUCGCUCUCUUUGUGUCCUGCAUGUGCCAUGACCUGGACCAUAGAGGGACUAACAACUCCUUCCAGGUGGCAUCGAAAUCAGUGCUGGCCGCCCUGUACAGCUCCGAGGGCUCUGUCAUGGAGAGGCACCACUUUGCGCAGGCGAUAGCUAUUCUCAACACCCAUGGCUGCAACAUCUUUGACAAGUUCUCCAGAAAGGACUACCAGAGAAUGCUGGACCUGAUGAGAGACAUCAUCCUGGCAACCGACUUGGCCCAUCACCUGCGCAUCUUCAAAGACCUGCAGAAGAUGGCAGAUGCCGGAUACGACCCCAGGAACCGCAACCACCACAGCCUGCUGCUGUGCCUCCUCAUGACCUCCUGCGAUCUGUCAGACCAGACCAAAGGCUGGAAGACCACCAGAAAGAUUGCGGAGCUCAUCUACAAGGAGUUUUUCUCCCAGGGAGACUUGGAGAAGGCCAUGGGGAACCGCCCCAGUGAAAUGAUGGACAGAGAGAAGGCCUACAUUCCAGAGCUCCAGAUCAGCUUCAUGGAGCACAUUGCCAUGCCCGUCUACAAGUUGCUCCAGGAGGUCUUCCCCAAGUCAACGGAGCUGUACGAAAGGGUGGCCGCCAACCGCGAGCAGUGGACCAGGGUCUCGCACAAGUUCACCAUCCGCGGGUUGCCGAGCAACAACUCGCUGGACUUCCUGGACGAGGAGUACGAGCUGCUGCAGGCGCAGGCGGCUCAGGGCGAGGACGUCCGCAAGAUGAACGGCUGCCUGGAACCGCGGGCCUCCCUGGAGGACACGGACGGCGAGGGCAACCAGUGACACCCCGUCCCCUCUCGCCCUGGAGAGAAGCACGCGUUCGAACCCAACACCUUGUAUAUGGAAGAGAUGGGAAAUACGCGUAACACCAUACACCGAUGCUAACGGGGACGCUGCCACGCGACAGGGACCCUACGGAAGACACGCGUUUGCAGCCCGAUCACAUGUCACGUGGAGCACGCGCGGGAAGGGCGCUUUUACACACGUGUUAAUAUUGUGCAUCCGUGGUAGGCCUCUCUAGCAUUACAGUGUGUGCUGUUGACACGUCAUGAUGAUGACUUUGUUGUCCGAGAAUGGUAAUUCCAGUGCUGUAAAUCUUGAAGUGUUACUUUGUCGCGCUUUCAAACGCCGAAACGUGGUCUCUUGAGGUUCUGUGUCCCGUCCCUGUACAGCAUGCGGAGCGCAGGCCGUUACGGGCGGAUGUCCGUCGAGGGAUUUGGGUCCCUCUUUCUGUGUGUCAAAAUGACCGUUUUUUUAUAAGUACAAUAAAUAAAUAAAUAAAUAAAUAAAUAAAUAGAAAGGGUGCGCAGUCGUAGAAUUUAGAACAUACCGGUCCAUUUCAAAGCUCCCCUUUGAAAUCAGCAUUAGUGGUUUGUACGACCUGCUGGUCCUCUUACUUUUCCUAUUACUUUAAUUCCUUUUACCUUUGACUUUGCUGGAGAAGGUAUUUUUUUCAAAAUUGUAAAAAGCGGUGUAGAAAGCGACAGCUCAGCCCCAACACCGUUAUCCUUCCCCUUCAUGGCCAUAUUUGAUUGAAUUUGGUUUUGCUGUGCAUAUAUCUGCUGCAUAGGCCUAUAUUCUUCACCAUGUUUACCAGCUGUGAGGUAGACAAUGGGGGGUGGGGGAGUUUAACAUUAACGCUUUGACACUUUUAUAAGCUUCCUCAAAAGGUUAAAGCAGCUCAGUGCACUGGAUUUAUGUUUUUUUUUUUUCGUUAAAUAUCUGUCAGAUUUACUUGCUUUGAGUUAGCAAAAAAAAAGAAGUACUGCUCAGUAUGACGAAAGCCCUUUAAAAGAACCUUUAAUGGUUGCACCAGCACGCGCCGCUCGUGUGUCUCGCGCCUCGCACAUCGCACUCCCCGUCGUCACGCGGCACCUCCGAACCGGAAUGUGGUAAAAGUCCUGCUUCUGGAGCCGCCCGUGCGUGUAAAUAGACUCCGAGGAAAAGGGCUAUGUUGCUCCCAGGCACCGCGGGCCUCAACGGAAGCCUGACAAAAAGUGUAUUACUGUAUAUUGAUUUGCCUUAUCAUGUCUGAGUUGCCUUUAGUAAGAAGUCUUACUGUAUAUAAAGCGCGUAUUCGCGAUGUACCAACAUACACAUCUUGUGUUUGCUCAGCCAGCGUGCAGCUCCGAAGAGGAAACCCCGGUUCAUUAAGAAAAUGGUGUAAUUCACAGAAGAAAGCAUCUUACGUUAACUUUCCAAAGUCUCAUUCAGCAUUUUUCAGACAGAAAAGACUACUGAUAUUUUUCUAUUGAUGCCAUCUGAUGCCACCUGUUGGUGGUCAUUUCAACUGGUGUGUGUGUGUGUGUGUGUGUGUGUGUGUGUGUGUGUGUGUGUGAGUGAGAGAGAGAGAGAGAGAGACACACACGCUCUGGUACACUGGUAAACACUGAAAGGCAUCACAUCGCAUCAGAGCCACAGCCAAACGUACUGAAAACAACGAGCUACUGUAGUGUCGGCCUUGCGAAUGCCCACACGGGUGCAUUGUGGGAUUGUUAG